GGAUCCAUUGCAGCUCCAGGCACAAUUUGCAUUUCAAAUAUUGUCACGCAACACCUGGGGUGACAUAUCCUUCUGAUACAGGAGCUGUUCUGCCCUCCAUCUAAAGGUCUAUUACGAGACAAGCAAGCCAUCCUUUCGGCCCGGGAGGCAAAUACGUUGCACCAAACAUGAAUUAGAUUCCACGCAUUAUUGCCACGACGUUGUGGUUCACUUUUACGCGAGUCGACGACUAGUCUCCCUCUUUAUGUGAUACUCUGUUGGCGAUCUCUUCGUCACUGACUUCAACAUGGCCUCCGAAUACUUCUCCGAUAAUGAGAUCUUCAUCAGCAACCAACCUCUACCGUCACCCGUCGAUACACCCUAUGCGUCUCUAUCGCGUCGCACGUCAAGAUACGGAACGCCUGCGAGCGAGAUGCCACCUUCUCCAGCACCAUUCCCUCCCGACCCCUUUGAUGUGGGCAAUGAUAAUGAAAACGAAGAAAUAUCUCCUCUCGAUCCUCGUAGAUUCACACCCACACUACACGCCUCGCUUGUGUCUGAAAUCCUUAACCUGAGGAGGGAACUGGACUCUAAGCACAAGGUCAUCGAGGAUUUGGAGACGGAUCUUCUGGCCACCCGCGAUGAAAACGCUUCCCUGGCAGAUCAAUUCAAUUCGAGUACACGCGAAAACGAUGCUGUGAAACGGCAACUUCAACAAUUGGAGAACGGAACACUGUCAGCUCUCGAGGAGAUAGCUGGUGAACGAGACAAGGCGCAGGAGGCGAACUCGGACUUGAAAGAGAAACUCGAAACCAUACAGAAGAAGCUACGGGGCCAAGAAGAUGAUUCUACGCGCGUUCAUGACAUGUGGGCGCGAGAGAAGGAAGUCUGGGCUGGCGAAAAAAGGACCCUAGAACGGCGAGUCCAUGUGUCGGAGAGCCGUCUGAAAAUGCUGCUCGACGAGAUCGCCAUGCAGGAGGCCGCCCAAGAAGAGCUCGGACAGGACAGCGAAGUCGAGGAUUUGCCUAGAGACGGCGGGUUGGGCCACGAGAGUGACACUGCUAGCAUACGUUCAUCACCCCAACGACGACCCUCUACUAGAGUCGCGAGACAUUCAAGGAACCACAGCAGUGGAAGUUAUCGAAGUAUCGGACGUAGCUACCGUAUGUCGCUCAUGAGCGGGACAGGUUCUGAAGGCCACGGACGUCUCAACGGUCUGAGUCUGGCAGAUGAGCUAGUAUUCGACGAAGAAGAGGAAGACCUGGGAGACCUUGAAUUGGAUUCGGACGACUUUCCUGAACAUGAGAUGCGCGCAAGGCGAGCACUGGAGUCGCGGCAAUCGAUGUAUCCGGACGAAAAGGCGAAACGUAUCCUUGGUCUCAGUAUGGAGAACCAGCAAGCCGACAACAAGGAUCCCCAGCCUACAGUUGAACAGUCCGAACUCCCCAAGACCAACGGUCAUGUAUCUCAUACAAACAAUUCGUCUCUUACCAUCUCGCCAAACGGCCUGAGCCUGAUCUUCCCGCCCACUCUGCCCCAGUAUGUCGACACUGGCGUACAGCCAUCACCCCCGUCAUCUCCGACACGACCGGACUCAUCUGCCUCGAUGUCACAUACUUUGAAGGGCAACGACUCGACUCUUUCUAUUUCAGAUGUGGAGGCCAACCAAAGCCGGAAGCGCGUUUCUGUACCUGGCAGUUCAGGGACUCAACAAUUUGCACCGUCGCCGCCGCCGCUGCCACCAAAGCUGCCCGCUCGUCUCACAACAUCGACAUCAUGCCAAACUGUGGAGCAGCCGUUAAGCCCCCCGGCCACUCCCACCAUUGUCAGUCCCAGCCUCCCGACGCCAACAACAUCCGUCUUCAAGCCUGAAGUCGCCUCUAUUGCUACACAGACAGAUCUGGUUGAUGAGAUCAAAGAGACAGUCCUUGAGCUCAAAGUCGAGGCUGACGAAGAAAAAAUCCCACCUCCAACACGUGCUGCUCCGCCGACGCCGAUUUCGAUCCCGUCGAUCGCCAUUCAUGCACCCUCGUCUGCACCAAACUCGCCCAAAGAACCUAUAUUGCCCCCAGGAACUAAGACUACAGCCACUCAAACAACAGGCGAUCUGAUGUCGGUUCGCUCUUUCGGUAUGCAGACUGAGCCGAUUCGUAUCGACCAACGCCCUGUGAAGCUUCCACCUCACCUUCUUCCCUCUGCCAUCUCCUCCAAACCUGGUACACCAGAGCCCAAACAGGACCGCACAUCCCAAAAUGUCAACCGAAAGGAUUCUCACAAUCCCGUUGGCCAGGAAAAGACCAUUGCCGCCCCUACAGCACGCCAGGAUCUUACCAGUCUUCUCGAAAAGGCUGCGCAGGGCAAGAUCGAGGACUUCUACCCUGGAAACAACGACAAUGGUCCUUUGGCUCGCAACAGGGACAGCAUAUUGACACGACCUUUCCGGACGAGCAGCUUGUUCGCCGGCUUCGAUGGACCAUCAUCUGACGAGGAAGAAGACGUGAACGGUGAGCUUAGCGAUGAUGAGCAGCGGGGAUACUCUACACCAAUGCUAUCAUCACGCAAUGUGAAGAACGGGCGCGUAUUCAACAGCCCACCGACUCCUGUCCCUGAAGACAAGGAGGUCGUGUCCAAGUCGCGUCCAUCAGAAGACUCAGUGGCCUCAAGCAGAAUACUAUCCAACCGCAGUUCAUUGGAAAAACCAUCAAAGGUUGGGAAGCCAGUCCGAACGUCACUCUCUCGACAGCCCAGCAUCCGCCGAUCGGCUAUGAUUCACAAUGGCACUGCUGCUCAUAUGCGAUCUCGAAGCCCUAGCAUCGGUAGCAUUGGAUCGAUUCAGCACAUCGCCAACGGAUUCAUCGGAACAGGCCAGCCGCCAUUCCCUGUGCCGACUCGAUCUAGCUCGCGCAAUAAGCCCCUGAGCAAGAGUGAAGGCUCCCAAAGCCCAACCCCGCGUAGUAGUGGCGCCUACCAGGGCCGAAGACCGUACGGAACCAGAGGUCACCAGCGCAAAGACAGCCUACGGAAGGUACGGUCUGCUGCAGUCAUUCCCAAGACCACACGAUCCCGUAGUCGAUCGCCAUCUCUUCCUGAAACCCCAAUGGAGCCUCCAAGCCCAUCACUACCGCCUCUGCCGACUGACAUGAUAACUGGCCAUCGCUUCGGUCACAGGCCUCAGCUAUCCACCACUACCGCCAACACCGGCAACGGUUCUGGUGGCAGUCUUCACUCACAAACCAGCGUUGUGGACGCCAUUGCAGCCACCAUGGUUGGAGAGUGGAUGUGGAAGUACGUUCGCAAGAGGAAGACCUUUGGCGGACCUGAAUCUUCUCCAGCAGAUCCCAUCCGUGCUGCGGAUGAGGCCGCUGUCUUGACCAGCAACGGCGUUCGUCACAAGCGCUGGGUGUGGAUAUCACCAUACGAGCGCUCGGUGCUCUGGAGUAGCAAGCAGCCGACUACGAGUUCUGCCCUCAUUGGCAAGAGCGGUCGUAAACUUACGAUCCAGUCUGUUCUCGACGUUGCCGACAACACCCCCGUUCCUAAGAAUGCCGGCACAGAAGUGCUCUUCAACCGCUCCAUUCUGAUCCUAACUCCGGCGCGCGCCCUCAAGUUCACCGCUGCUACGCGUGAACGCCACUACCUCUGGCUGACCGCUUUGUCAUUCCUCGCUCAUUCGAAUGCGCCGAUGCCUGAGAUCAAUCCAGCCCCGCCUGUCCCACCGCCAGCAGAAGAGAUGGCACACAAGCCCUCGACCGCUACUCUUCGUCGCUCGCACGUUCGUGACUCGGUCCGCCUGGCGAAGAACAAGGCGAACCCCGUUGCCCAGCGUUAUGCUUCUCGUGCAGAGCCCAUGCCUGACUUCUAUUCCAGGCCUGGAGGAGGAUUCGACGCGCCUGUUCCUGAAUCCGCCAGCCCACCAGCCAUCCGCCGCGGUCCUUACCACGGUCGAAAGAGGAGCUCCACUGGCCCAGGUGCCCCUCCUCCCAGUGUCCCGUAUCGUAGCUUUUCUCACCAAGCCGUCCCAUCAUUGUACUCGACAGGUUCUUCCGAUUUGUACAGCAGCAAUGUUCCCCCAUCCGUUCCCUCGUCUGUGUAUAACCCACACAGCGCAAUGGCCAGCACACGAACAUCGGAAGCGAGCAGCUCCACACGACAACACUUCUUCGAUUCCAUGGGUACCGUGCGCAUGGAAGCGUUCAUCGAUAACUCCCUCGGCGAGGACCCGCAUAGACAUGCACCCAAAGUUCGAGGGCACCGACGACGAGGCAAUAGUCAAUGGAGCGCCAGCACCAACGACCACCGAGCGACCGGCGGACUGAACGAGGAACUCGCAUAUGAAUCCAACGAUCUCUUCCAUGGAUUUUAGUUCGCAAUUUUAUGAAUCCAUG
Molecule: messenger RNA, 4364 nt
Organism: Aaosphaeria arxii CBS 175.79
Lineage: Eukaryota; Fungi; Ascomycota; Dothideomycetes; Pleosporales
Exons: 3
Coding region: 287-4342 (1351 amino acids)
Biological process (GO): establishment of mitochondrion localization; microtubule cytoskeleton organization; dynein-driven meiotic oscillatory nuclear movement
Cellular component (GO): cell cortex; mitochondrion
Molecular function (GO): phospholipid binding; tubulin binding
Source: RefSeq, a predicted model, not a curated record